UUGAUUGGCUAAUACGUUAGACUCAUGUUUACAAAUUCAUAGUUGUCGUCUGUAUUGUAUGUAUCCGGUUAGUUACGCUUGAAAAUGUAUUCUCUAUUUUAUAUUUUGAGUUCUCGGUUGUUAAAGACGAUUUGAUAGUAAGCCUAGUGUUAACCAUGUCUAGUCAAUUUAGCUACUUUCAGCUAACGAAAAACGGUUGAGUUUGCUCACUUAACAUUUAGCGUGAAGUUAGCCAACGUUAACGUCAGCUAUCUAUUUUUUUUUCAAGAUAGCUUGCCAAUUUGACUCAGUAGCAAAUGAAUUGAGGAGCUCACCCUGUCAGCCAACAUGAUUGUAUUGUAUUUACUAACGUUACUUAGCUAGUAGCUCGCUAGCAUGCCAACAUAGCUGGAAUGCUACUAGUGUUUACUUAGGCUAACGUCAGUGAGGUGUCCGACAGAGUCAGGUUUGACAAUGAGUGCCGAAAUCAAAGUAAAACGACAGUCCUCGAGGAAGCGGUCCAGGGAUAGACGAAUAAGUCAUCUCACGCCCGCAAGGAAAAGGACCAGUGCUUCUGGACGACAAUGUCCUGACAACACGGGACAGAUAGAGCUUUCCAGAGCUUUGGACCAAUCCAUGGAUGCAAAGUUCAGUGAGUACUGCAGUGACCCUGAGGACUUAUUUGGGGACUAUGACAGCAUUGAAAGCGACAGCUCUUUCCUGGCAAAGCUCGAUAGAGUGGGGCAGAACAUGAGACAGCAUGACAUUGAACAUACAACCAGCAGCAGAUGCCCUGUAAUUCUGCUUGCUGGGAACCCUGACUUCACUUCACUGAAGUCUUCAACAGACAACUGUCCGAAACAAUCAAUGACAGAAUCAUUCCUGAAGGGCUUCACAGAUGAUGCUUUCCUAGACAUGCCAAGCUCACAACUCGCUUUUCUACAAGAUCCCCAAACAGCAGACAGGAACUGCUGUACAGAUGAGGACAAAACCUCCAUGCCUAUGAGACAUCCUGAGAAGUCUGUCAGCACUGAAGAUAGAAAUGAGAGGCAUAUCGCCCCCAAGGCAAGGAAGAGCGUGUCCGAUCAUCUGAAGAGAGCUAUGAUGGCUAAUGCAGCAACUCCUUCUAGUGUCUCCCGGACUGCAUUGCAGAAGGAGGCCGUAGUUACAGAGGAGAUCAGUGUUGCCAUGCAGGCUAUGGAAUCUGUCUCCAUGGCGACAACAGACCUUGGGCCUUUCUUUGGUCUUCCCACCAAAGUGAAGGAGCUGAUAUGCAAUCUCAAAGGAAUCAAAGAUUUAUAUGAAUGGCAGAAAACUUGUCUAAACCUGGAUUCAGUUCAGCAGAGGAGAAAUCUCAUCUACUCUCUUCCCACCAGUGGUGGGAAGACUUUGGUGGCUGAGAUUCUUAUCCUCAAAGAGCUUCUGUGCAGAAAGAAGGAUGCCCUUUUCAUCCUGCCUUACGUAUCUCUAGUGCAGGAGAAGGUUCGAGGGUUGGCCAGUUUUGGCCUGGAGCUAGACUUCAUGGUGGAGGAGUAUGCUGGUAGUAAGGGCAGGUUCCCUCCAGUGAAGGGAAGGGGCAAGAGGUCCCUGUACAUUGCCACUAUAGAGAAGGCACACGGCCUGGUAAACUCUCUCAUAGAGACCAACAGACUGGACAAUGUGGGGCUGGUGGUUGUGGAUGAGCUCCACAUGUUGGGUGAUGGUAGCAGAGGAGCUAUCAUUGAGAUGACUCUAGCCAAAGUGCUCUAUAUCAGUAAGUCAACUCAGAUCAUUGGAAUGAGUGCUACUCUGGGCAAUCUCCAAGAUAUACAGAAGUUUCUGAAGGCAGAGAGCUACACUAAUGACUUCAGACCGGUUGAGCUGAAGGAGUAUGUGAAACUGAAGGACAGCAUAUACGAGGUGGACCCCAAGGAGGAGGAGUGCUUCAGAUUCUCUCGGGUCCUGAACUUUAAGUACUCCAGUGCCAUGCAGAAGAUCGAUCAGGAUCAUAUUGUUGCCCUGGUGACUGAGGUCAUUCCAAGCCAGUCUUGCCUUGUUUUCUGUCCCACCAAGAAGAACUGUGAGAACGUGGCUGGGAUGAUAUGCAAGUACCUGAAAGAGGACUUUAUCCAACACAAGCAGGCAGAGAAGGCUGUGUUGCUGGGGGAGCUGAGGGGCAGUGGGAAUGGCUCCCUGUGUCCGGUGCUCAAGAAGACGGUGCCGUACGGCCUGGCUUACCACCACAGUGGGUUGACCAGUGAAGAGAGGAAGCUGGUGGAGGAGGCCUACUCUGCAGGGGUUCUCUGUCUCCUCACCUGCACUUCUACGCUGGCUGCAGGGAUCAACCUACCUGCUCGGAGAGUGAUUCUGCGUUCUCCGUACGUGGCGGCAGACUUCCUGAAGAGGAGCCAGUACAAGCAAAUGGUGGGGAGGGCUGGACGGGCCGGGAUAGACACUCAUGGAGAGAGCAUCCUCAUUCUACAGGACAAAGACAAAGUCUUGGUCAAGAAGCUUUUAUCCGCGCCAAUGGAAAUCUGCAUAAGCAAUCUAAUGCAUAGCGACGGAAAGGGUGUCCUGAGUCUCAUUCUAUCCGUCAUUGGAUUAAAUAUCACGAACAGCUUAGAGCAGAUCAGGGACUUCAUGAGUGGCACGUUGCUGUCUGUCCAGGAGAAACAGGUGUGCUUGGAGAGGAGCCUGUGGGAGGUGACACAGGAGUGUGUUGAGCUGCUUAAAGAGAAAGGCCUCGUCACCGUUUCCACAGAGCCACAAGAUGGGUCCCUGCAAGUCACCAAGCUAGGAAGAGCUACUUACAAAGGCUCAGUGGAUCUGACCUACUGUGACCUCCUGUAUAGAGACCUGUCUAAAGGCCUGGAGAGCCUGAUGCUGAACAGUUUCCUCCACCUCAUCUACCUGGUCACACCCUAUGACAUGGUCUCCCAGUGUAAGCCUGACUGGAUGGUCUACUUCAGACAGUUCACAAUGUUAUCAGCUGCGGAGCAAAAGAUGUGUGCAGCAGUUGGUGUGUCUGAAAGUUUUGUUGCUAGAAAGGCUGCUGGACAGAAUGUCAAGAAGAAUGUUGACCAGGUGGUGGUGAGUCGGCUGUACCUGGCCCUGGUACUGCAGUCCCUGCUGAAGGAGACUGACCUGUGGAGCGUGGCUGACAGGUUCCAGCUCAGCCGGGGCUUCAUCCAGACACUACUCAGCUCUUCCUCAGUAUUCUGCUCCUGCGUGCUGCACUUCACCGAGGAGCUGGAAGAGUUCUGGCCCUUCAAAGCUCUCCUGACUGAGCUUACCCGCAGGCUGACCUACUGUGUCCAGGCCGAGCUCAUCCCUCUCAUGGAGGUAGCAGGAGUCAUGGAGAGAAGAGCCAAGCUGCUGUACAAUGCUGGAUAUAAGACACUGGCUCAUCUGGCCAACGCUGACCCAAACGUUCUCGCCAAGACUGUGGAGAACCUCUUCAAGAAGCAAGCUAAUCAGAUUGUUGCUUCGGCAAAAAUGCUGCUGAAUGAGAAAGCUGAUGCCCUUCAGGAGGAGAUGGAUGACUUAUUGAUGAUGCCUCUUGAUCUCCUCUCUUUGUAAAAUGUUGCUGCAGUGGAUUUAUUGUGUGAAGAAUACUUUUAUUUUGCUUGGUGUGUUAAUACUUUUUAGUGGUGUAUCAUUGUUUGUCGGAGUGAUAUUAUAAAAUAUAUUUUUGGGAUGUGGAAUUUUUUUUUUUUAUCCCAUAGAGAUGAAUAAAAUGCUUCUGUGAGCAUCAAAAUCAUGAAAGAAUUCACACUCUGUGAUUUAAUUGGUCACUUUUAUAUAACAGCAUGUGAAUAAUUUGACAGGCUUCCAAAUGCUUGACCCAAUAUCAGUGAAUAGUGGGACAUAGUAAAGUAGUUAUUGUAACCCUAAUUUGACUUAUUUAUCUAUAACCUUCACCGUCUCUUGGUUCUAUGAUAAAGAAGCAGGUUACAAUUAAGUUAUUUUCUAUAGUUUAAUCUUUUCAAGUAGUAGCAGCAGCGGGGGCAAGUUCUACAACAGGUUCAGUGGAAAGUCGUCAUUCAGGGCAGGUGGGGAAGACACCCACCUGUUUUGAGCCCCACCUAUUUAGCCUGUUUUGCAUGUUAUUUUGGCAUUAAUACAUGUCACAUAUCAGUUUGCAAACAAUGUAUAAAAUAAUUUAGUUAAUAAAGCCGCA
Messenger RNA from Oncorhynchus mykiss (rainbow trout), 4138 nucleotides. It is a transcript of the gene helq, whose product is annotated as helicase, POLQ like. Gene Ontology annotation, molecular function: nucleic acid binding; ATP binding. The record is from RefSeq and is a predicted model, not a curated record. Lineage: Eukaryota; Metazoa; Chordata; Actinopteri; Salmoniformes; Salmonidae.